This is a messenger RNA of Hyalella azteca, 1263 nucleotides long. Its product is annotated as C-type lectin domain family 4 member C. NCBI's taxonomy places the organism in Eukaryota, Metazoa, Arthropoda, Malacostraca, Amphipoda, Hyalellidae. Bases 13 to 705 code for a protein of 230 amino acids. The record is from RefSeq and is a predicted model, not a curated record. The transcript has 5 exons.
UGUGAUUCAGCGAUGCAUUGCUUGGGCAUCGCUCAGAGCCUCAACUGGUCCGUGGCGUCGUGUUUUUCUGCAGCGCGCGAGGGCUCACAGUGUCAAAUCUGGAGCGCAGAGGCGGUCAAAGCUGUGGCUGGCAGGAAGAAUGGCACCGUCGGCGCUACUCCUUGUAAAAUCAGGAAAUCCUACACAGCUACCUGUACUGGACCCAGUGGCGAGAUCGUGCAAGUCGGACAAGCCUUCAACACGGAUAGUGGACCAAGUUACCUCUGCACGGACGACGGACCAGAAAUGAUCGGCAAACGCACCAGCUGCAGCACACCGUUCGUGGAGACCGCGGUAGGCUGCAUAUACGUGAACACCGCUACUGUUGACUGGACCACGGCGCGGCAGCAGUGCACGGCGCUUGGAUCUGACCUGUACACUGCCGACACUCACGAACAGUUCGAGGCUAUGAGGAUGUACAUCUUGAGUACAAAUUCGAGUACAACCCUUGCGGGUCUCUGGGUUGCAAUCAAGAAGGUGGGCAACACUUGGAUGUGGUCCCCCAGCGGUCGCAGUCCUGGCCCAGACUACACAGGAGACUGGGCAUCAACGGACCCCAACGGCGCCCAGUUCAAUCAACAGUGCGCACGGAUGAUGAGCCUUCACGUCUACCGACUCGGAGACACUGGAUGCGAGUCGUUGUACUCGUUUGUGUGUCAUGUUUAGCCGGGCUGAUACGGUUUGGUUUUUUCGUCACCGUUAGCACGUCCUGAAUCAGUUAGGUAAUAUUUUUUGCUGCUUGACAAAUUAGUGGCGCCUCUAGUUCUACCUAUAGACCUGAAAGUUUGUAAUACUGGUGUUUAAAUCCUAAGUUAAAUUUGAUUGAUUGUAAAUUAUGCAUGUCAUGGAUAAAUCCUCCGAAAUAGAUGAAAUGAAGAAGAAGAAAAUAAAGUAGCACAUUAUUAUUAUUAUUAUUUAUACCCAGCGCGAGACGGAAAUAUAUGAGUCUUUCUGUGGUGGCUAAAACUCAUACAUUAUAAUGCACAAUUCGCAGCAUAUAUGUGUCGGCAUUGUAACUGAAUCCAUGGUUAAAUACAAUUUGUUAACCGAUGUUACUCGUCGUCGUCUGCGUACAUAUACGUAAGGUAUUUUAGAAAUUUAAUGCUGGAAUAUAUAUGCAAUGAACGCAACGAGGAAACGUUCGGAUCUUGUGACAGUCGAAAUGUGUUCUCAUGUAUAAGGUAAUUUCGUUUCAUUGUCAGUGUAAUAAACUUCCUGGAUCGU